GGCGCUGUCUCGUGAUCUCACCAUGAACACACCCGUAACUUUGAGUAGUGUCAUAGCGUCCACAGUAACUGUCCCUGAGUAUCCGGUCGGCCUGCGGCGUGUGUGUCUGUGUGUGUGUGAGUUUCGCGAUCAGCUGGAGUCUGUCUGUUUUACUGAAACCUGGGAACAGAGCAGCUUCCGGGAUGAACGCGCUGCUGCGGUGGAACCUGCGGCGGCUCGGAACCUGGAGAGAUUUCCAUGUGACAGCACCUGUGAUGACCUUUGACCUGAGAAAAGUUGAACUGAAGCCUCUGGAGCAGCGAAAACUCACCUUUGACUCCCACGCCAUGGUGACGGAGCUGGAGAGCAGCGGUUUUGAGAAGCUCCAGGCGGAGCUCAUCGUUUCAGCUCUGGUGACUCUGACUACAGCAAACAUGGACAUCGUCUAUAAAGACAUGGUGACCAAAUCCCACCAGGAGAUCACUGUGCAGCAGAUCAUGGCUCACCUGGACUCCAUCAGGAAGGACAUGGUGAUCCUGGAGAAGAGCGAGUUCGCCAACCUUCGAUCUGAAAACACAAAAAUGAAGCAAGAGCUGGAGCAGCUACAGAACAGACUGAAGGAGGAGAGCCGGAAAGUCAGAGAAGAAACCAAACUGGACAUCAACCUGGAGAGCAGCAGGAUCUCUGACAUGUUUACUGAGCAGGAGAAGAGACUGAUGGAGGCCACAACAGAGUUCCAUCACAAGAAAGCCGACCUGGAAAACGACAACAUGGAGAUCAAUAAGAAGAUCGACCUGGAGGUGGCCUCGCUCAAAACUGUCCUGGAGUCUCUCAAACUGGAGACAGUCCGCUACAUGGCAGCGACGCUGUUCUCCUGCCUGGCCAUCGCUCUGGGAGUCUACCGGCUGUGGAGGUGAAGGAUCUGCUGUUUCAGAGUUGUUAGAAACCUUUUUUUAAUUUAACCAGUUUAACAUUCAUUUGUAAAUUGUUUUAAUAAUAGUUUUUUUAUCCAUUAAAUAUCAUUUAAAGAAAGACUUCAUGUUUCAGUCUGUGAUGAAUUCAUCCAUAAAACCUUUUGUUGAUUCCUGUUUUUAUUUUAACAGUUUGUAAGUAGAAUUAGGUAAAAGUACUCAACUAUUAUUUCAUUCUGAUCAUUUUCUUCAAUAGUCAACUGAUGUAUAAACAUUUGCACUGAACCUGAAGUGAAACCUGCAGUUUUAGUCCAAACCUCAGCAUUAAUAAAAAAACCUAAUUCAAAUUAUUAAAAUAAUUCAUUAAAUGAUUUUCUGUCAAAUAAUGAAUCGAUCAGUUUGUAAAGGGACGAACUUCAGCUGUCGGAUAAACAUUCAUCUGAAAUGUGAUCGAGCAAAGUAGCUCGAGUGAAAGCACUUUCACUUUAAACGUGAACAGUUUAAAGGCCCGUGAAUCAGUGUGAAAUAAAAACAUCA
This is a messenger RNA of Toxotes jaculatrix (banded archerfish), 1427 nucleotides long. It is a transcript of the gene ccdc90b, whose product is annotated as coiled-coil domain containing 90B. The coding region runs from base 183 to 896 and encodes 237 amino acids. The record is from RefSeq and is a predicted model, not a curated record. Gene Ontology annotation, cellular component: mitochondrion. Lineage: Eukaryota; Metazoa; Chordata; Actinopteri; Toxotidae. The transcript has 9 exons.